UGGAGGGUCGCUUUAAGACGCGCCUUUCAGAGGACUUUAACACGAGCCAUUCGCGUGCAGACGGCCGCCCCAUAAAUAAGGACUCGAGUUAAAGCAGAACACUGAUAUCUCGGGGUACCUAGGACGACAGCCCAAACAGAACCGCUAUUUCUAAACGUAAGCACCUAGACAGGGGCAGAGUUGGAGUUGAUACCGCUGGAGGCAUAUGGUGACAGGAUAUAUGCAUGCAUGAACUUUUUUGGGAGCAAGAGAAAAGAUCUGUGUUAUUCAAAGCGUACGCACAACAACAUCUGAGGAUGCCCGCCAAUACUCCGGAGAGAUCGUCGCCCUCUUCCGUCGCUGCUUCUCCCUCGAGCGGCACCGCAACACCCGGUAAACUUCUCCGGUCCUUCUCCGAGAGCAGAAAGUCCUCCAAACCCAUCAUGGAGAAGAGGAGACGCGCACGCAUCAACGAGAGCCUGGGCCACCUGAAGACGCUCAUCCUGGACGCGCUCAAGAAAGACAGCUCGAGGCACUCCAAGCUGGAGAAGGCGGACAUCCUGGAGAUGACCGUGAAGCACCUCCGAGGCCUCCAGCGCCUCCAGAUCACAGCGGCUGUGAACGCGGACUCGUCCUCCCUGGGGAAGUACCGGGCCGGCUUCAGCGAGUGCGUGGGGGAGGUCACGCGCUUCCUGUCUACCUGCGAGGGAGUGAGCGCGGAUGUGCGCACGCACCUCCUCGGCCACCUGGCCGCCUGCGUGUCGCAGAUCAACGCCGUGAACUUCCCCGCUCAGCGCGGCGGCCAGGGCGCCGUCUACUCGCCGCACCCCGCGUCAGCACUCGGCCUCCUCGGACAGACUGUGCUGCAGCUACCAGGGACCAUGGUACCACAGCAGAUGAAUGGGAUUCCGUGUAAAAGUGUGUCUGCGAUGAACUUAAGUUGCGCCGAUGCGGUGAAGCUGUGCGGUGGAUUUCAGGUCGUGCCUGCGGCGGACGGCCAGUUCGCGUUUCUCAUCUCCAACGCGGCCCUCGCGCCGUUGAGCGCGCCAAACUGCCGACCCGCCCAUGCGGCGCCGACGUCACCUGUUGAGCAUCAUCCUGGGACGGCAGACUCUGUGUGGAGGCCUUGGUGAAAGACAGACGACUUUAAUAUUUUUGGAAGGACAAUUACGAAGAGACCUUUUGUAAGUUUUGUAAAUGAAUUUGUAAAUGAUUUUUCAGAUGUUUAUACACAUUAUGUUGUCACACAUUCAUGUUCUAAAUCUUUGCAUUGAGAGCCAGCCAUUCUUGUACUGUUUCCACAAUAGCUCUUUAAAAUGCUCUCUGAUAAUUUCACUCUUAAGAAAUGAAAUAAAAUAGCU
Messenger RNA from Gadus morhua (Atlantic cod), 1340 nucleotides. RefSeq names its product hairy-related 6 (gene hes1). The transcript is spliced from 4 exons. Gene Ontology annotation, molecular function: protein dimerization activity; DNA binding. The record is from RefSeq and is a predicted model, not a curated record. Lineage: Eukaryota; Metazoa; Chordata; Actinopteri; Gadiformes; Gadidae. Gene Ontology annotation, biological process: regulation of DNA-templated transcription. Bases 225 to 1112 code for a protein of 295 amino acids.